Molecule: messenger RNA, 769 nt
Organism: Postia placenta MAD-698-R-SB12
Lineage: Eukaryota; Fungi; Basidiomycota; Agaricomycetes; Polyporales; Adustoporiaceae
Exons: 2
Source: RefSeq, a predicted model, not a curated record
GUCAGCAACUCAGAGUCGCCUUGAGUACAUUGGGUAGGGCUGAUCGACGCAUGCCACAAGGACAUUACGGGCCCCGAUACGGUUUAUUCAAUCGACGAUGUUGCCGAUAAAGAAUGCCAACCGCGCCUAUCCGAUAAUCAGCACCGACUUGGCCCAUCGCCGGCCGUCUUAAUUUGUUCUGAACAAACCCCGGUGGAGUUACAUACUCCGCAGACCAAUAACAGGACAUCCCCGUCCCAAAUUGCGUUCGUCCGAACCGACGGUCAUACCUGUUUGGAUGUCUUCGAGCGUACAUUACAUCGCUAGAUGCUUCUCGAUUGCGUCCGCGGGGCGCCGGCCUCGCAACAAUAGGGACUACGCCGGCAGAGCAGGGAACAACUGCUCUGACCGUACACACUGUCUUCCAGAGUUGAAAAUCCGAGGCGAGGUUGUCUGGAUGGGCUGCGACGCAGGUAUAAUGCGAGUUUCCAAAUGCAGAAUACGUAAUUGGGGUUUGGGGGGACGUUCGGAGUCGAAAGCUAUGCAAACCUUGUACAGCAGAAGUCAGGAAGGCAUCCGCACCCACGGUCCGCAGGUCAUCGGCGAAGGAGUCAGCGUUGGUCCGGGAUGCGCCUGUGGUUUAAGUUGUGCGACAGCUAUCGACAAAUUGUAACCUGGCAUAAUUCUGUACAAUCUUGGCAAUGACUCAGAACGAGCUUUCAUUUCGUGCGCGCGAACCACCGCGAGUGCAAGGCUGUGAGGGCGUCAUGUCACGUGGCAAAUGUAAUUG